Molecule: messenger RNA, 981 nt
Organism: Nomia melanderi (Alkali bee)
Lineage: Eukaryota; Metazoa; Arthropoda; Insecta; Hymenoptera; Halictidae
Source: RefSeq, a predicted model, not a curated record
AUGGACAGCGACCAGGUGACUUCAUCAGAAACCUCGAUAAACUAUUCAUCGAACAGCGAAAAUUGUCGAAAUGUCGACGAUCAGUAUAGAAACCUGCCGGAUGACGACGAACACCAGGAACGAGAGAGAAGCAAUCCCGAAUUGAUACUAAAUCUACACAACGUGCAUCCUAUUUGCGACCCAGCCUCUGAAAACGAGGAUUCGGUAGAAAAACUUUCAGCUGUUCUCGAACAACCCGAAGAUUCGUCGACGAUUGUAGAAAGCAUUCAAUCGUUGAUGAACAACGGCGAGAGCAAAAGUUUACACCACAUCCUUCGGCAACGAAUAGAGUCGCUUCACGAGAUCCUGAAGAGUCUCAAGGAUUCGUUGCGGACCGAGGUAGAGCUGUGGCGAAAGGAGAGAGAGGAGCUGCAAUUAUUGCGCGAGAAGGAUAACGCCUUAGCUUUAUGCGAAGCAACUGCAGCCGCGCGUGCAGCGGCAGCCGCUUACGCCGCGGAAUCGCCGUUGUCCAAUAAUUUGGGAGAUGCCCUGGAUUUGAAUCCCGAGGACACGUUCACGGAGCUUACGAUACUCGAGUACGAGAAAAGGUUGGCUAAGUAUCAAGACAUGCACACUUAUAAUCAAGCGGAGAUGCGUUACAACGCUUGCUGGAAGUCGAUCGCGAACAUAUACAAGCAGAAAUUGCUGGACAUCGAGCGACUUUGCAACGAAGAGUUAGAGAAGGUUCAACAGAACGCGAGCACGCUUCAGCCGCUGAAGGAAAUGGUAUCGCAAUGGUACCUCGACGAUAAGAGUCGCGGUGAUACCAUCAAGGCUAACGAAAUGUUUGCCAACACGACUAGGAUUGUUUUUGUUAACGAAGAUGCGUAUUCUGGCCGUCAAUUUCGAAAGAUCGACGAAGAAGCGAAUGCUAAGAUAUUUGUUGACGAAUUUAAAUCUGGGGAUUUGGUGAACGGAGAUAGAUAUUAUAAGCAGUUUUAA